Paramecium sonneborni is the source of this 141-nucleotide messenger RNA. Lineage: Eukaryota; Ciliophora; Oligohymenophorea; Peniculida; Parameciidae. The record is from the annotation of a GenBank genome assembly.
AUGGAUAUGUUUUCAGAUAAGCUAUAGGAUAGAUAGAUAGAUAGAUAGAUAGAUAGAUUGAUAGAUAGAUAGAUAGAUUAUAUUCUCAAUCAAUAUCUGAGUGAUGUUAUGAAGAUUCAAGUCCUUGCUUAGAAAUUUUGA